AUGGACCAAUCCCCUGCUCCUUGCCAGCAACGAGGGCUUAUAUUCCUCCCCGAAGAGUUGAUCAUAAAAAUCCCGACUCACACUACACCAUACUCGGAGGGCCUUCGAUGCAUUCUGAAACAGGAUAACCACGCCCUUCCACAUUGGACUGCCCAUGGAGAGCGGGACGUGGCCAGACUAAGUGGCGAGUCUCAAAAGCGGAGCGAAGACUUGGGUCAGAUACUAGGAAGGAAACUGCUAUGCCAGACUUGCCGAACAUAUUCGAUCUCUGAGAACGAUCUCUGCAGAAGCAGGGACAACGCCGGUCUGUUUAAGCCGAAGUAUUCCAUCUCAUCCGGCCUGGCUAUUCAGGGGCAACGAAUGCCCGUCCCAGAAUGGGUUCGUUCGGUUCUGUCCACACGUUUUGGCCUCGGGGCAACUGCUCAGGGAUGCCACAAAGGCAUGGUACACCAGCAGGAGACAUUGUCAGACAUGGGACAUGGAAUCGACCUUGGCACCCGUGGUAGAGCUUCCACCGGCGAGGGUACCAUUCGGUUCUUCCAUCGCGGAUCCGAUUUUCCGUCCACACUGGAGCCGCAGGACUUCGACGAGUUCUUCACAGUUGACAACAUGAAGCACGCUCUCUCCGAAUCAAAAAUUGCCAACGCCUACGUGUGUCCGCAUGUCGCGUCCCGCAACCGACGGCUUCCAAGCAUGGUAGAAGCACUUAUUCACCAAUUGGUGCGUGAUGCCCCGAUCCUGCUUUCUGAACAGCUCAAGCUGGUGGAAGGCGUUUGCACCGGGGCAGACGCAGACGGGGAUGGAGAUGGAGACAAGCACAGGCACACCGCGCGCUAUUGCGAUGCUGGAUUCCCCGUGACAUGUGAAUGUGAGCGCCCUACGAAUGCUUGGUUAGCAUGGGCCAGAAGGAGUGCGUGGCGGUACGCCUCAGGACAUGGUGGAAGACAGCAUGAUCGGGAUCAUUCGCAGCGGUUCCCUCCAUCACGCUCGUUAUUCGCCGGGUUUGUCUGCUGGAUAGGGCGACAAGGCGACGUGGCUCGAGGACACUUUGAAGGCCGCGAGCUGUUUUUGGGCAGGACAGACUAA
Messenger RNA from Truncatella angustata, 1086 nucleotides. RefSeq lists its product as uncharacterized. The record is from RefSeq and is a predicted model, not a curated record. NCBI's taxonomy places the organism in Eukaryota, Fungi, Ascomycota, Sordariomycetes, Amphisphaeriales, Sporocadaceae. Bases 1 to 1086 code for a protein of 361 amino acids. The transcript has 3 exons.